UUACUUGGUCGCCAUAGUUCUGUUUCGUUUUAUCAAUAUUUAGCAUACAUGUUGUUGUUCAGUUUGCUCUCAGGAGCAGCAAAUGUUGGUUUGAAAUUUUUAGAUAAAAGCAUAUAGAAGAUGGAUUGUUCGAAGGAGCGGGUUGGGGAGUCUGAGAAGACCUCGGAUUACUACCGUACCACGAAUCUGCCGCAGAGGUUCGACAAUCCCAUGUCGUUUUAUGGGUACGGUACUCAUCGCAGGCCCCAGGAGCAUGCCUUCUACAAGACCACCAGCAGUGAGUACGGACGAAUUCCUCCGUCUAUCCAUAGUGUUCCCACCAAAUAUUUUCCGAAAAAUCAAGUCUUUUCCAAAACUGUGGCACACAUUGGACCUUACAGGAAUUAUUCGCUGAAUACUGGAAUUGACAUUCAUCUUUAAAUAUGUUUUAGUUAAAUUCAAUUACUGUACUAUUUAACACAGAACUGGUUUAUGUUAUUAAUUAUUUGAAAAUACAUGCCUUUAAUAUAUAUAUAAAUAUACCUACAAAAA
This is a messenger RNA of Aethina tumida (small hive beetle), 531 nucleotides long. RefSeq names its product piercer of microtubule wall 1 protein. Gene Ontology annotation, cellular component: axonemal microtubule. NCBI's taxonomy places the organism in Eukaryota, Metazoa, Arthropoda, Insecta, Coleoptera, Nitidulidae. Bases 121 to 420 code for a protein of 99 amino acids. Gene Ontology annotation, biological process: axoneme assembly. The transcript is spliced from 2 exons. The record is from RefSeq and is a predicted model, not a curated record.